CAAGCUGCUUCUAGAUUUGCAGACCCCGAAUAAACAAAUCUGAAUCCCCCUUCCCUCGACUCUACGCACAAGAGCAGAGCCAAAAAACAACCAGCUUGAGAUCUAAAUUGUUCGAACCCUAACUGUCUGGCUUCUUCGUCCUUUCAUGGCGGAAAACUGUAAAUCACGCACUCGAGCGGCGUUGUUUUCUCUAAUCCUCUUAUGUUCGACAUUUAGUAAUCUUAAUCUAAUACCCGUAGCAGAAGCUAUAUGGUUCCAGAUUCCGAGUUCGGGAACCAAGUGUGUUUCGGAGGAGAUCCAGAACAACGUUGUCGUUCUCGCUGAUUAUUAUGUUAUUAACGAGGAUCGGCCAGAACAUACCCCAUUGGUCUCUGCUAAGGUGACAUCUCCAUAUGGGAACAAUCUUCACCACAGUGAAAAUGUAACUCAUGGUCAGUUUGCGUUUACAACAUCAGAGGCUGGUAACUACAUGGCAUGUUUCUGGCUGGAUGACCAUCAGCAACAAGCUGGAACCACUACUUUGAGCCUUGACUGGAAAAUUGGAAUUGCUGCGAAGGAUUGGGAUUCAGUAGCGAAGAAAGAAAAGAUUGAGGGCGUUGAGCUUGACCUGAGGAGACUUGAAGGAACAGUUCAAUCCAUUCACAAUAAUCUAAUCUAUCUCCGGGAAAGGGAAGCAGAGAUGAGGGAAGUCAGUGAAAGAACUAAUGCCAGAGUUGCGUGGUUUAGCAUCAUGUCUCUCGGUCUCUGCAUUGUGGUUGCAGUUUUCCAGCUGUGGCAUUUGAAGCGCUUCUUCGAAAAGAAAAAGCUUAUAUAGAUCUCAUUCUGUAUUCGUCAACAGUAGAAAACUGUGUUCAAUGCUUGUACCAUAGUGUUUUACGUUUUCGUGAUUUUUCUUACUGCUCAUUAUCAGUGCCAUAUUAGGUGGUCAGAGAAUAGGAAAAAUGACAAUAGAGUUAAAAACUGAGAUUCCAGAAAACAAUUGAUAUGCCUAAGAAAUUGGUCUGAGAAAAUGAUUGCCAUGAACUAGGUAGUUCUUGUCU
Molecule: messenger RNA, 1040 nt
Organism: Manihot esculenta (cassava)
Lineage: Eukaryota; Viridiplantae; Streptophyta; Magnoliopsida; Malpighiales; Euphorbiaceae
Product: transmembrane emp24 domain-containing protein p24delta5
Exons: 4
Coding region: 146-814 (222 amino acids)
Biological process (GO): Golgi organization; intracellular protein transport; endoplasmic reticulum to Golgi vesicle-mediated transport
Cellular component (GO): Golgi apparatus; endoplasmic reticulum-Golgi intermediate compartment; endoplasmic reticulum
Source: RefSeq, a predicted model, not a curated record